AUGGACUCGGUGCCGCCCGCGCGCGCGGCGCGGCCCACGAGCCCGUCGCGGCCGCCCAAGGCGAUCCGCAGCACCAAGCCGCGGGGCCUCGACGAGGACACCGCGGCGCCGCCCGCGUUCCCCAAGGCCAAGUCCCCCACAUCCUCCGGAGCCGGAGCCGAGGCGUCGCUCCUCCUCCACCACCACGCGGACGUCCCGAUGGACGCCCGCGUCUGGGCGGGGCUCCCCGACGACCUCCUCGUGGAGGUGCUGGCCCGCGUGCCGCCCUUCCUCCUCUUCCGCCUCCGCCCCGUGUGCCGCCGCUGGGAGGCCAUCCUCCACGACCCGGCCUUCCUGGCCGCGCACGCCGCGGUGCCCUCCCACGGGCCCUGCCUCCUCACCGUCUCCAGGGGCGGCGGCGGCGCCAGCCCCGCCCCGCCGCAGUGCACCGUGCUCGGCGUCCCCCUGCACGCCCGCUACAAGCUCCCGUUCGCCUUCCUCCCCGCCUGGGACCUCUGGCUCGUCGGAUCCUCGGGAGGGCUCGUCUGCUUCUCCGGCUUCGACGGCGCUGCCUUCCGUACGGUCGUCUGCAACCCGCUCACGCAGGCGUGGCGGGUGCUCCCGGACAUGCAUUGCAACCAGCAGCGGCAGCUGGUGCUCACGGUCGACAAGAGCCGCCGCUCCUUCAAGGUAAUCGCCGCCAGCGACGUGUAUGGGGACAAGACGCUCCCCACUGAGGUCUACGACUCCAAGGAGAAUAAAUGGUCGGUGCACCAGAUGAUGCCCGCGGCGAACCUGUGCUCGUCGAAAAUGGCGUUCUGUGACUCCAGGCUGUACCUGGAGACGCUCUCGCCGCUGGGGCUGAUGAUGUACAAAGUGGAUGCGGGGCGUUGGGAGCAUAUACCUGCCAAGUUCCCACGGUCCCUGCUGGAUGGUUAUCUAGUCGCUGGAGCUCACACGAGGUUGUUCUUGGUUGGGCGGAUUGGGCUAUACAGCACGCUGCAGAGUAUGAGGAUCUGGGAGCUGGAUCAUGGUAGAACAGUUUGGGUGGAGAUAAGCAGAAUGCCGCCCAGGUACUUCAGGGCUCUGCUGAGGUUGUCGGCGGAGAGGUUCGAGUGCUUUGGACAGGACAACUUGAUAUGUUUCACUUCGUGGAACCAGGGCAAAGGUCUUCUCUAUGAUGUUGAUAAGAAGGCUUGGUCAUGGAUUGCUGGUUGCGCUAGCCAGCUGUGCAAUAGUCAGGUCUGCUUUUACAAGCCAAGGUUCGACACAUCAAUCUACUGA
This is a messenger RNA of Miscanthus lutarioriparius, 1263 nucleotides long. NCBI's taxonomy places the organism in Eukaryota, Viridiplantae, Streptophyta, Magnoliopsida, Poales, Poaceae. The record is from the annotation of a GenBank genome assembly.